GUGUGUUUUCUUUCUUUUCCCGGAUGUAGCAUCACAUGAACUGACUGUCAACAUGCAAGAUGGCCACGCAUCACAGGCAAAAUGCUGCUGGGCGGAGGAAAGUACAGGUUUCCUAUGUGAUUAGAGACGAGGUGGAGAAGUACAAUCGCAAUGGAGUGAAUGCACUCCAGUUAGACCCUGCUCUGAACCGGCUCUUCACCGCGGGGAGAGACUCGAUCAUCCGAAUAUGGAGCGUCUACCAACAAAAACAGGACCCAUAUAUUGCAUCUAUGGAGCACCACACUGACUGGGUUAAUGAUAUAGUUCUUUGCUGCAAUGGAAAAACAUUGAUAUCAGCUUCAUCAGAUACUACGGUGAAAGUGUGGAAUGCUCAUAAAGGAUUUUGCAUGUCGACGUUACGGACGCACAAGGACUACGUAAAAGCUUUAGCGUACGCUAAGGACAAGGAGCUUGUGGCGUCGGCCGGUCUGGACCGGCAGAUCUUCCUGUGGGAUGUGAACACACUGACGGCGCUCACAGCCUCCAACAACACGGUCACCACUUCGUCGCUGAGUGGGAACAAGGACUCCAUCUAUAGUCUGGCUAUGAACCAGAUGGGAACAGUUAUAGUCUCCGGCUCCACUGAAAAGGUUUUGAGAGUGUGGGACCCUCGAACGUGUGCAAAGCUUAUGAAGCUAAAAGGUCACACAGACAACGUCAAGUCGUUGCUCCUGAAUCGCGAUGGCACUCAGUGCCUGUCGGGGAGCUCGGACGGGACCAUCCGCUUGUGGUCGCUCGGCCAGCAGAGGUGCAUCGCCACGUACAGGGUACACGACGAAGGCGUCUGGGCCCUGCAGGUCAACGAGGCCUUCACACACGUAUACUCUGGAGGCAGGGACAAGAAGAUUUACUGCACGGACCUGAGAAACCCGGACAUCCGUGUGCUCAUCUGCGAGGAAAAGGCCCCGGUGCUCAAAAUGGAGCUGGACAGAUCUGCUGACCCACCUCCAGCGAUCUGGGUUUCCACCACCAAGUCAUCUGUGAAUAAAUGGUCUCUAAAGGGAAUGCACAACUUCAGAUCAUCAGGGGAGUACGAUAAUGACUGCACCACCCCUCUGACUCCACUGUGUACUCAGCCAGAACAAGUUAUUAAGGGAGGUGCCAGUAUUAUACAGUGCCACAUUUUGAACGACAAGAGACACAUACUCACCAAAGACACCAACAACAAUGUGGCGUACUGGGAUGUGCUCAAGGCUUGCAAAGGAGAAGACUUGGGCAAAGUGGAAUUUGAUGAGGAGAUUAAAAAGCGGUUCAAGAUGGUGUACGUGCCAAACUGGUUCUCUGUCGAUCUGAAAACCGGAAUGCUCACAAUUACUCUGGAUGAGAGCGAUUGCUUUGCUGCUUGGGUGUCUGCAAAGGACGCUGGGUUUUCAAGUUCUGAUGGAUCUGAUCCGAAGUUGAACUUGGGCGGCUUGUUGCUCCAAGCUCUGCUGGAGUUCUGGCCCAGAACGCGCAUCAACCCCAUGGACGAGGAAGAAAACGAGGUGAACCACGUGAACGGCGAGCAGGAGAACAGGGUGCAGAAAGGAAACGGAUAUUUUCAGGUCCCGCCUCACACGCCCGUCAUCUUCGGAGAAGCAGGAGGAAGAACUCUAUUUAGGCUGCUAUGUAGGGAUUCAGGCGGCGAGACUGAAUCCAUGCUGCUGAAUGAGACAGUCCCACAGUGGGUCAUUGAUAUAACAGUAGAUAAAAAUAUGCCUAAAUUCAACAAAAUCCCAUUCUACCUCCAGCCCCAUUCUUCUUCUGGUGCAAAAACUCUAAAAAAGGAUCGUCUCUCGGCCAGCGAUAUGCUCCAGGUGAGGAAGGUGAUGGAGCACGUUUACGAGAAGAUCAUAAACCUGGACAACGAGUCGCAGACCACCAGCUCCUCGGCCAACGAUAAACCCGGAGAGCAGGAGAAGGAAGAAGACAUGGCGAUGCUCGCCGAGGAGAAGAUUGAGCUUAUGUGUCAAGACCAGGUUCUAGACCCCAACAUGGACCUGCGGACAGUUAAACAUUUUAUCUGGAAGAGUGGAGGGGACUUGACACUUCACUAUAGGCAGAAGUCGACAUGAAAUUUGUCAUUUUUACAAGCAAAACACUUGUCAUUUGCCAAUCACCACCCACCUCCACCAUGUAGUCCCCACUCGACCCCAUCACGUGCUCCAGAGUCGCCGUGGCAGUGAGAAACCAGUAAACGUCUGAGGACAUAAUCCAUGGUGUAUCUAUCAUAGGGGAAGUGACCAGAACACUCCACCACAGCCAACACACUCCUGAGGAAACAGUACUGGUUGUUUCACACUUCAAGGAAUGACCGGGUUUUUUCGCCCCUCAAUUUCAGCUACCUGUUUUUCUGUUCCUCGGAUCUUUGCCUGUCGGGCAUCCUGAAGCGACUGACGUUAGUCCGUGUUUGAGUGUGUAUGGAUGUAGUAGACUGUUGGCUCUAGUACAUUCCAGAAACUCUUCCCCGUUUGACACACUCUGCACCUGUCCUCCGCCGUCAGGACUACGCUUGGUUUCUGACUCGAAACAAAUCCUCAUCCGCUACCUUCACUUUGAACUCACCCACCGACUCAGACGCCUAAUCGUUGCAGAACCUCACUCUUUGUCUUCGUCUUUUGUUUUUAGCUGUGCUGUUCUCCACGAAUGAAUGUUUUGUUCUUUUUUUUUCUGUAAAUAUAUUUGCAAUUUCUUGGGGGGGGGGGGGGUUAAAUGGGUUUUGGGUUUAGCAACAGGUUUGUUUUUUUUUUUGUACAGUUUCUGUAAAAAAAAAAACUACUUUUUUUUUUUUUCUCAAAUUGCCAGAGCAGAUUGGUCAUCAUGAAAGUAACUUAACUUGAUUUUUAAGAGUUGCAUUCACAGCAACGCAGUUUACCCUGACAAAUGUUAGUUUGUUUUCCAAGUCACUUUAGGAAUUGGAAACAAGUAUAAGGUAUAUAUCUUAAUAACUCGAGCAGUGAUUUUGAUGGCAGUGAGGACUGUUCUUUGUGUACAUGUCAUUUAGAUUUACUAAGAGUAACUAUAACUUGAAGGGGGAUCUCAAUAGAAGAGCAUUAGGAGCAUCCAACCACUGUGGGAAACUCACCAAAGUGAAAUAAACGCUAACGGCUACGUCUCUCUUGGAGGUCUCGGAGCAGAGAUCUUUUCACUGUAAAUCUUCUGGAGUUAAUUUUGCCAUGACACGUGUGUGUGUGUGUGUGUGCGUGCGUGUGUUUGUAACGCCAUAAAGGAAAAACACAUGGAGCAAGCUCUGAUUGGCCAAAACAAGAAAACCUGGAGAGAGAGAAAAAAAAAAGAUAGGAAAUGUACCUCAAUUAGGCCAUACUACUGCAAUAUUCCUUGUAAUUUGUGAAAUAUGUAUAUUUUAGGCAUUCGAAGAAAUAAAUUGGAAUGACAGAUCUA
Messenger RNA from Xiphophorus hellerii (green swordtail), 3420 nucleotides. RefSeq names its product WD repeat-containing protein 48. Gene Ontology annotation, molecular function: ubiquitin binding. Gene Ontology annotation, biological process: double-strand break repair via homologous recombination. The transcript is spliced from 18 exons. The coding region runs from base 60 to 2093 and encodes 677 amino acids. NCBI's taxonomy places the organism in Eukaryota, Metazoa, Chordata, Actinopteri, Cyprinodontiformes, Poeciliidae. The record is from RefSeq and is a predicted model, not a curated record.